GUACGACAUAGUGGAUGAAGACUGGAAAGCGAGCGAGGUCUACGAGGCCCUGCUGAAAUCGGAGGCGGAGCUGGAGGCGCUGGAGAAUCUGGAGGUGAUUGAGCCCUCGGCAGCCGAGACAGAGGCAGAGGCCAGGCCGGUCCAAAACGACGAGGGCAUGACGCCUGAAGAGCAGGAGGCCGCAUUGGAGGAGCUCUUCCAAGAGGCCGCCAAAGGCGGCUCCCUGGGUGCCGGGCCGAUGGAGCCGCAACGCAAGGUGGCGGCGGAGCUGGCGGCCGAGAAGGUGGCGGGGAAGGUGGCGCAGCAGGUGGCCAAGGCGGCCCAGGCGGCUGAGCAGCUGGACCCGGAGAAGGAGGCCAAGCGCCGGAAACGGCGGGAGUACCGGGAGCGGAAGAAGCUGAAGCACCAAGCCGGCGUCUUCAUCCGCGCGAAGGAGAACCCCAACGUCUACGUCUCUGGCCUGCCGCCGGAUGUCACUGCCCAGGAGUUGGAGCCCUUGUUCAAGCGCGCUGGGGUGCUGAAGUUGGACGUGGAGACAUGCACCAGCAAGAUCCGCAUCUACACGGGCGAGGAUGGCAGGUGCAAGGGUGACGCUCUGGUGACCUUCGCCAACGCGGCCUCGGUGGAGCUUGCGGUGACCUUUCUGCACGAGUACGAGAUCCGCGCCGGGUGCCGCAUUUGCGUGCAGCAGGCGGAUUUCGAGGAAGCCGAGAAGAAGGAUGCGAAGCUAUCUACCGAGAAGCUGAAGGAGCUGGCGGCGCAGCGGAAACCGGAGGACCAGCGAGCCAAGUACCUGGCGGCCAAGAACACCCUGAAGGAGGCGGUGUCUUGGAGCGGCGAGAUGGACGAUGGCACGGGGCGCCGCAUCGUGAUCCUCAGGCACAUGUUCUCGCCAGAAGAAGCUGAGAAGGAAGGCCAGCAGUUCUAUGAUGAGCUUGCUGAGGAGGUCAAGGGGGAGUGCGACAAAAUCGGCCAGGUCACGAGGGUUACGCCCAUCGAGCGCCAUCUCCAGGGCAUCGUCUGUGUGAAGUUCAAGCUCUCCUCGGAAGCCGAGGAGUGCAUCCGAGUCAUGGACGGUCGCUUCUUCGGCGGGCGCACGGUGGAGGCCGCCUUCUACGACGGGAAGACGGACUUGAAGGCUUUCGGAGUGAAGGAUGAGCUUCCGGAGCCUCCAGGACCCGAGCGCAAGGUUGUGGCUUCACCGGCCCCAGUCCGGGCUGAAGCGGCGCCCGAGGCGCCGGAGGCGCCCCCUGCGGCACCCGAGGAGCUGGAAGCAGAGGCUCCCGAGAUCCAGCAGGCCUACGACGCCAUGUUCGAGCACCAGUCCAGCGAUGACGAGGAUCUGGUGGUGCGCACCGAGUGAAGCCGAUCUGCGCGCGGUCCAGCGAG
Messenger RNA from Effrenium voratum, 1389 nucleotides. The record is from the annotation of a GenBank genome assembly. Lineage: Eukaryota; Dinophyceae; Suessiales; Symbiodiniaceae.